UAUUGGUAUCCAACUAGCUGAAUGUCCGCUGUAACAACCAUAGACUUCUCAGUCUCUUACAACAAUAAGCAAUGGCCUUAAGAGUGUCUCAUCUGUAUGUGCUCAUGGCUUACUAAUGAGUGCGUAAAUAUAUCUGUCAAUAGAAGGGAAUGGCUCCGUAAAUAGAUAUACCACAUCAGCGUGUGGGCGAAGCUUAAUUUUUCUGUUUUUGUUUAUCUUGGUAAUCAGUCCAAGCUUUGUUUUGACGAUUGCUACAUUGUUGGGCAUAUAGAACGUUACCUGGUAUUUUUGCAGGUUGUAAUCUGUUUCUUCAAAUCGCAAUCAAUUGAUGUGUCAGCAUUAACAAAAGUAUUAUUGUCUUGCAAUCGGUUAAUGGAUGACACUUUCUCCGCAUAACACUAAACAUCUUGUUUGGCUGCAUUGUAUUUACAGUGUACUGUCGUUUAAUCUGUCUCCUGUUGAACUGAAGAUUAAGAUUCUAGAGCAUCAUAUAGGUUGACGUCAUCAACAAUGUGUUCUGCUAUGGAAGUACCAUACAUAAAUUGGAUGAAGAGUAUUAGUGUUUAUGAAAGCCCUUCCCAUAUUUACCUUGUUGGUUCUGAUGUUGGGGAACGCUAUUUCCGAAUUCUCAAGAUCGCUCGUGCUCCUGUUCCUUUGGGGGAAGAUCAGUUGUGGUUGGAUAAAGAGUGUAGUGCUUCUGAAGCAACUGUUGAAGCAGAAACUUUAGUUGAUCGAAUAUGGCGUCUUAACAUAAUUGAGGAUCCUCAUAUUUAUUCCAAAUCAGAAUUAGCACGAUUAUUGCAUGUUAUCCAGGCAACUAGUCGACAUUUCCACUCACAAACUAGUUCUCAUGGUAAUGACAAGUUUGAGGGAUCAAAAUCUAAAUGGUCACGGUUUAGUUCAUUGUUUUCAAAGCGUCAGUCUCAAGAACAGUUGCCCGAAAUCAACGAAAAUUCAUCUAUUUCGAAUUCAAAUACAUCCAACGAUAUGUCUCCUAAUCCAAAAGAUUUACAACAAGCUGCCGCUUCUGCUCUGUUUGUUGGCAGCAGUAAGCGUUCAUUAGUUUUAGUUACAAAAUGCUAUGGAGUCGUUGGAGUUAUACGAUUUCUACGUGGUUAUUACCUUAUUUUAAUCACUAAAUACUCAGUAGUUGCACAGUUGGGUGAACAUCAAAUCUGUAAGCUAGCUGGAAAACGUGGGCACUAA
This is a messenger RNA of Schistosoma turkestanicum, 1206 nucleotides long. NCBI's taxonomy places the organism in Eukaryota, Metazoa, Platyhelminthes, Trematoda, Strigeidida, Schistosomatidae. The record is from the annotation of a GenBank genome assembly.